UUGAGUGCAUAAAUGUAAGUUGCCAAAACUUAAGGGACCAAUCUACAAACAAAAUAAAACAAAAAAACCCGGUUUACGAAGACCCGCCUCUUAUCUUGUACACAGUGGAGCAUAACCCACCAUACAUGGCGUCCUCUGUACCAUCCUUAAACUUCACCUUUCCACCACUAACAUCAUCAACCACAAACAGUACACGAAUUUCAGUGCGAUGCGGUCCACGAAGCAACCGUGGACCUCUACUCAAAGGCCGUAUACUAAGCAUCGAAGCAAUCCAAGCAAUUCAAGCUCUUAAACGAACUCAAAGAAUGGACCCUACCCAAAUCCAACCUCAUAUCUCUAAAACCCUAAAUCGCCUCAUCAAAGCAGAUCUCAUUGCCGCUUUCAAAGAGCUUCUACGGCAAGACCUUUGCGAAUUAGCCCUCAAAGUAUUCCCAGCCGUUCAAUUAGAAUGCGACGUACCUGAUUUAGGGCUUUAUGCUGAUAUGAUACUAGCUUUGACCCGAACCGGAUUGGAUGAAAACAUUGAUGAAUUGAUUGACGAUUUGGAGAAAGUGGGGGAGAUACGAUGUGAUGAUAAGGAGCUGGUGAGGUUAGUGAGGGCGUUGGUUGAAGGUGAACAGGUGGAAUCAACUGUUAGGGUUUAUGAAUUGAUGAAGAAGAGUGGAUGGGGUACUACAUAUGGCAUUGAUGAAUAUGUAGCUAAGGUUUUAAGGAGGGGGUUUAAGAGAUUUGGGAAAGAGCAAAUGGCCGAUGAAGUUGAUCAACAAUUACAGAGAUCGUCUCAAUUAAUUCUGGGGAAACAUUAAAUUCAGAAAUUGUUGCAUUUGUUCAUUGUAGAAUUAGUUAGUCAUGGUUCAAAUAAAAAAUGUAUCACCGUGUAUGUAGCGAAAAUAUAAUGCAUCGGAUUGUCUUUUUUAAGUAUA
Molecule: messenger RNA, 923 nt
Organism: Capsicum annuum
Lineage: Eukaryota; Viridiplantae; Streptophyta; Magnoliopsida; Solanales; Solanaceae
Product: protein THYLAKOID ASSEMBLY 8, chloroplastic
Exons: 1
Coding region: 126-806 (226 amino acids)
Biological process (GO): chloroplast organization; Group II intron splicing
Molecular function (GO): protein binding; RNA binding
Source: RefSeq, a predicted model, not a curated record